UGCAUUACGCCCGUUCGGGUGCCGGACGUGCUGCCGACCAUGAACUGUGAACACUGAACGAACUGCCAUCUUGAAAUAAUCUUUCCGAGGUGCAAAUGGGUUUUUUGAUACAGACUCAUUAUAAAUUUGUUCUAUCAAUUAUUGUGCGUUAGUUGGAGUAGUUUUCUAUAAUUCGUGACGUGUAAUUGUUUAGUGAUAUUGGAAAGUUAUAAACGCGUCAUAUAAUCGUUUGUGAUAGUGGUUCGUCGAACUGAGCUUACAUGAUUGGAUUACCGCGUAGCGAUAGAGAUAGAGAUCGAAUAACGGUGAAAAUUCGUAACAUGAAGCGGAGUUCGUCAAGGGAUAGCAUGCCGCGCUCCAAGCGGACGCGCAGUAGCAUCGGAAGAUACGAUGACAGCUCCGACGAACGCGUCACCCCAGAAAGGGUGCGGCGCCGAGUUCGUUCCCCCAGUCCCCGCGGCCGCUACGUGUCGCCGCACCGCGACGACUACGUCCGGUCGCGCGAAAUUAGGGAGGAGUCUGUGCGACCCUAUUACAAAGUAUUAUGUGUCAGUGCGUUGCACCCUAAAGCGUCAGACGAAAUUGUUAAAGACACUCUUUACAGAGAAUACAAGAAGUUUGGUGACUUUAGUAUAAAAAUCUCUCACGAACUGGACGAACGUGUGGCCUAUAUUUGUUUCCGAAGUAGCGAAGACGCAAGGGACGCCAAACAUGCCAAACCAAGAAUCAUUUUGUAUGAUAAAGUGGCUAUUGUCGAUCCUGUGUACGAGCCCGUGCGUUCAGAGUACAGAAGUCGGCCGAGGAGUAUUACUCCUCCUGAUUACGACCGUCCUUACUCAUAUGCGUGGUCACCAGUGCCCGAGAGGCGUAGGCCUCCUCCAGAUGAUAGAGCUUAUGGUAUUCCUCCCACUGUACCACCGCACCAUAGAGAUUUUCGCCCUCCCAUGCACGAAUACCCGAUGGCCGGACCCCACGGUCCUCCAAUGCACCACCGUCCGCCCAUGCACCAUCCACCUCACCCGCACUACAUGCCGCGUCCCUAUAUGCCUCGCCCUCAUCACCCACCCUUUGAAAAAAUCGAAAACAAAAAAGACAAAUUCCCCAAUUACUUGCAUCAUGUACAGCCUGAGGAUGAUCCCUUAGCAACCAGAACACUUUUUGCAGGCAACUUAGAAAUCAAUAUAUCUGAUGAAGAGUUGAGGCGCAUUUUUGGUAGAUAUGGUAUUGUGGAAGACAUUGAUAUUAAACGCCCCCCACCCGGAACUGGGAAUGCAUUUGCAUUUGUUCGUUAUCAGACUUUAGACAUGGCUCACAGAGCUAAGGUUGAAUUAUCAGGUCAGUAUAUUGGUAAAUUCCAAUGUAAAAUAGGUUAUGGGAAAGCUACUCCCACAACUCGUGUUUGGGUCGGUGGUCUGGGGCCUUGGACUUCAGUUGCACAACUAGAAAGGGAAUUUGAUAGAUUUGGAGCAAUAAAGAAAAUUGAGUAUGCAAAGGGUGAACCACAUGCAUACAUUUUGUAUGACUCUAUAGAUGCAGCUCAAGCUGCUGUCAAAGAAAUGAGAGGUUUCCCCCUUGGAGGACCAGAGAGGAGGCUCAGAAUUGACUUUGCUGAUGUUGGUACUGGAGGGCCAUACAGAGCAAAGCCUUAUGCUCCACCAGUAGGUGAAGAUGGUAGGCCAGUUGAAGGGUAUGAGGGUUAUGAGGGAGGGAGCUGGGAAGAUGGUUAUGCUUAUGGAACACCAGGAUACAGAGGCAGGGGAGGCCAUAGAGGGCGUGGGCGUGGUGUUUACCGAGGCGUUUAUCACGGCUCAGGAGAUUACCGUGAUGAUGAAUGGAGACGGGCCCCACUUGAUGCAGAUUAUGAAGGAAGAAUUCGCAGAUCUGGUUCAAGGGAGCCGGGUGUAGACAGGUCUCGCUCAAGGUCACCACGACGUCGAUCCCCAGACAGUGACUCAGAUGGGUCACCUCGCAGGAGCAGUGGCAUGCUUGCAUCAGCUAGAACAUUACCGGAAGUUGUCCGUAAAGCCACCACAAUAUGGAAUGGGGCAUUGAUAUUAAAGAAUUCUUUAUUCCCAACUAAAUUCCACCUUACUGAUGGGGAUUCAGAAAUAAUUGACAGCCUUAUGAAGGAUGAAGAUGGCAAAAAUCAGUUAAGGAUUACACAGAGGUUGCGUUUAGAUCAGCCCAAGCUGGAUGAUGUUCAAAAACGUAUUGCCACCUCCAGUUCUCAUGCUAUUUUCUUAGGUGUAGCAGGAUCAACUGCUUCCAUAACAAAUGAAGAUACCACCAUUCAAACCAGACCAAUGAGGAAUUUGGUGUCAUACUUAAAACAAAAAGAAGCAGCAGGUGUUAUAUCACUCUUGAACAAAGAAACCGAGGCAACAGGAGUGUUGUACUCGUUUCCACCAUGUGACUUCUCAACAGAGUUACUUAAGAGGACAUGUCACAACCUGACUGAAGAGAGUCUGAAAGAGGACCACUUGGUCAUAGUAGUGGUGCGGGGAGGAUCGGCCUGAAACCCGUAUUAUCUAUAAUAUCAAUUAGGCUAAGAUUUCUUAAUAUAAACUUUAUUGUUUUCAGAGACAGCAUAUUUUGCUAUGUAUAAUUGUGAUGUGUAGUGAUGUGAGGUGUAUGUAAAUUUAGUUAUGUGAACAUUUAACCAUGUAGUUCCAUGUGCAGUUCUGUGUAUUGACACAGUGUUCACCAGACACAAUUUAUUGCAAAUAUUUGUAGUUAGAUUCUGCUAGAUUUCUAUCAACAUUAUUUAAACAGAUUCUAAGUGUAUUACUAUAAAGUUCUAGUGUAUAUUAUCAUUCAGUGUAUGGAUAGGUGAUGUGUAGUGUGUGUGAACAAAUAGAUUAUUUCAGCUCA
Molecule: messenger RNA, 2871 nt
Organism: Manduca sexta (tobacco hornworm)
Lineage: Eukaryota; Metazoa; Arthropoda; Insecta; Lepidoptera; Sphingidae
Gene: nito
Product: RNA-binding protein spenito
Exons: 2
Coding region: 261-2516 (751 amino acids)
Biological process (GO): regulation of alternative mRNA splicing, via spliceosome
Cellular component (GO): nucleus
Molecular function (GO): mRNA binding
Source: RefSeq, a predicted model, not a curated record